Molecule: messenger RNA, 894 nt
Organism: Fulvia fulva
Lineage: Eukaryota; Fungi; Ascomycota; Dothideomycetes; Mycosphaerellales; Mycosphaerellaceae
Product: Trans-enoyl reductase RAP2
Exons: 2
Coding region: 1-894 (297 amino acids)
Molecular function (GO): oxidoreductase activity, acting on NAD(P)H
Source: RefSeq, a predicted model, not a curated record
AUGAAGUCCCUCCAGAUACCAUCCCUCGGCUCCGCGCCUGAAAUCGUCGACAACAUCCCUGUGCAAGAACCAGCCUCAGACCAGAUCCUUGUCAAGUCGUUAUGGACUGCUGUCAAUCCCAUCGACUCCAUGAUCGCGGCGUACGGCAUCUUGGUGACUGACUGGCCUACUGGUCUGGGUGCUGAUGCCUAUGGGGUCGUUGUGAAAGCUGGAGGUGAGGCGAAGGAGAAGUAUGGGUUUCAGGAGGGAGACUAUGUCGUUGGGUGUACGAGAAUUGGUGUAAGGGAGUUUGCCACGGCGCAGGAGUACUUUCUCAUGGACGCUGCAGUAGCAAUGCGCAAACCCUCCAACCUCGAAGUACCCGCAGCGGUCACGGUGGGAAGUGCAUUCCAGACUGCCGCCCUGGGCAUCUCUAAAGGUCUCGGCAUCUCUGUGGGAACCACUAGGAACGAUGUCAAUGAAGACAGAGACUGGGUCCUCGUACUCGGCGGCGCGGGCAGCGUCGGUAGUGCCGCUGUACAACUUCUCUCCCAAGCCGGUCAUGCAGUCGUCGCUUCGUGCUCCCCGAAGCAGUCCUCUCGAGUAGAGAACCUUGGUGCCAAGGGUACAUUCGACUACCACCUCUCCCUUGAAGAACAAAUCAAAGCGAUUGAACACAUCACCGGCGACCCCGGAGACGUCAGCAUGAUCUUCGACGCCACGAGUUCAGAAGACCCCAUCUUAGCUAAAGAACUCUUCAAAACGGCUGAGCUCCAGGGUAAAGAGAAGCUCUUCGUCACGACGAAUGAUUGGAGUGGUAUUGGAGGUUUUGAGGGUGGGAAGACGUAUGAGAUUCAUCUGGGCAUGAUGGGACGGCCGGAGGCGAGGGAGAUUAAUGAGGGAAUCCGGUCUUGA